AUUUUAUUUGAAAAUAGUCGUCCUUCCUUUUCUGCAAUUUCCCAUAAGAGAGAGAAAAAGGGAGCGGAAGCGGCAAGAUAGGAGCGAAGUUGUUGAGCUGAAGACGAGUUCUUUCUGGGUUCAUAUUUAGGUAAAGCCCUUUACCAUCAUUCUCUUUUUCUCUUUUAGCGUUUAAGGCGGCGGCGGCGUCGGCGGCGACGCCGAUUGGAAGUGGGUUCAACGAACAAAUACAAUCUGAGACACCCCUAGCUGGAAAAAGUCUCUCUUUUCUCUUUUAGCUGCAUUCGUUUCUGGGUGGGGGAUGCAAUGGCAGAAGAUGUCUGUUUUCUCAAUAAGGACAGUAUAAUCAUAGUGAAGCCACAGAAGAAACUGUCAGUGCUUUCAAGAACAAUCGUUCUCAUGUUUUCAAUGUUAACCGGUAUCUAUAUCUGCUCUAUAUGCAUCAAGCAGUCAAAUGGAUGGCCGAUAUUUGAUUCAGUUAACUUCAGAAUCAUCGAGGAGAGGCCAUGUCAUGCCCGGGUUGUGGAUCGUUCUCAACUCCCUUACUUGCAUUAUCCAAAACCCGAAACAUUUAGUAGGGCUGAAUGUUCGUGUAAUCCAGUAAGGUUAUUUGUUAUUAUAUCGGAGCAGAGGUCAGGAAGUGGAUGGUUUGAAACGCUACUAAACAGUCAUGUUAAUGUGAGUUCUAAUGGUGAGAUAUUUUCUGUUAAGGAAAGGAGACAAGAUAUUUCUACCAUUGUUAAGACUUUGGAUAAAGUUUAUAAUUUGGACUGGUUUACAAGUGCCUCUAAGAAUCAUUGCUCAGCCGCGGUUGGCUUCAAGUGGAUGCUUAAUCAGGGGCUUUUGGAACAUCAUAAUGUGAUUACAGAUUACUUCAAUGAAAGAGGCGUUUCUGUAGUUUUUCUAUUUAGAAGGAAUGUACUGCGUCGAAUGGUGUCAAUGCUAGCAAAUUCGUAUGAUCGAUAUGCUAAGUUAUUAAAUGGUGUCCACAAAUCUCACGUUCACUCGCCAGAAGAGGCGGAUAUACUAUCAAAAUACAAACCGAGAAUAAAUUCUACAUCAUUAGUGAGUAACCUUAAAGAAAUGGAAGUGACAACAACAAAAGCGUUGGAACUAUUCAGGAGUACGAGACAUAUGGUUUUGUAUUACGAGGAUCUUGUGAAGAAUCGUACUAAACUGGUGCGAGUACAAGAGUUCUUGAAUAUUCCUGUGAGAGAAUUGAGUAGUCGGCAAGUUAAGAUACACAAGGGACAAUUGUCGAAUCACAUUGAAAAUUGGGAUGAUGUUAACAAGACACUGAAGGGGACACCAUACGAGACUUUUGUCGGUUCUGACUACUGAU
Molecule: messenger RNA, 1342 nt
Organism: Impatiens glandulifera
Lineage: Eukaryota; Viridiplantae; Streptophyta; Magnoliopsida; Ericales; Balsaminaceae
Exons: 5
Coding region: 307-1341 (344 amino acids)
Molecular function (GO): sulfotransferase activity
Source: RefSeq, a predicted model, not a curated record